AGUCUCUCCGGUCCAAAUUCAUCCACCGUCCACGGGUCCGGACUAUGCGGGACAUCAAUGAUGAAUGCAUACUGAGCUUGAGUCGCAAAACACAACGAGUAACAACAGGCCAGUCAUUGUAAUAAUAAUAUAAAGAUUCAGGGACCGAACUUUGUGACUGCAAUAAUCGUAAUGUCAAAAAUAACGAACCAGACAGCGAUCGCAUCAAAACCUGGUUGUUAACGCACCAACAGACCAGUCGACCAUGCCCGCAACAACGCCCACCGUCUUCGUCACCGGCGCCACCGGCGAGAUAGGCACCAAGCUCCUCUCCCUCCUCCAGUCAAGCAACAUCCCGACGCGGGUCCUCUGCCGCCGGCAGGAUCAAGCAGACAGGUUCAACCAGCAACCACAAGUGGAAGCCGUCCUGGGCGACCUGACCCAGCCCGCCGCGGCCCUCGCAUCCCACAUGGCCGGCUGCAAGACCCUCUUCCUGCUGACACCCCCCGCGCCGAACCAGCUGGCCAUGGAGACGGCCCUGGUCGACGCGGCCAUCGCCACGGGCACGGUCGGCUUCGUCGUCAAGAUCGCGGCGUCGGACCAGCGCCCCCGGACGGCCGUGCCCUGGGCGCAGGCCCAUUACCUCGCCGAGGAGUACAUGCGGGAGGCGUGCGGCAGGGCCGGCGUCAGGUGGACGUCGCUGCGGCCCAGCGGGUUCAUGUCGAACCUCAUGACCGCGGCGCCGGCGAUACGGAAGGGCUUCUUGCCGCAGACGAGUGGGGACGGUCGUGCGCCUUGGGUAGACACCGCAGACAUAGCAGCAGUAGCCCACCGCGUGAUCCUCGACGGGCCAACCAAGCACGCAGGCAGGGCCUACGUCCUGACUGGCCCCGAGCGGCUCAACAUGUCCGAGUUCGCAGCCUCCCUGUCGCGGGCCAUCGGCCACCGCGUGCGCUACCUGCACCUGCCCUCCCGCGUCUUCAGGCGCAUGGUGAAGCUCGGGGGUCGUGUGGACGACUUCAUGGUGGACGGGCUGGUUGCCCAGUUCGUGGAGAUUGUGCGCGCCGGCGACGACGUGGACGUGAGCCGCGACGUUGAGGAGAUCCUGGGCCGGCUGGCGACUAGUGUUGAGCAGUGGGGUGCGAGGAAUCGGGAGAGGCUCGAGGGGUUUGAUGUUUUGCCUUAUAUAGCCUCUGGAUUUGUGGUGGGCAUGGCUGUUUUGGGCUAUCUGGUAUGGUGACUAGAGUUGUUGCAAUGGUUUUGAUGUGUUGUGAUCUGUGGGACUUGGAGCGGAUAAUAGAUGUCACUAUCAGUAUUGUUUUUUAAUAUAUUGUUAUUGAUACAGA
Diaporthe batatas is the source of this 1325-nucleotide messenger RNA. RefSeq lists its product as uncharacterized. The record is from RefSeq and is a predicted model, not a curated record. Lineage: Eukaryota; Fungi; Ascomycota; Sordariomycetes; Diaporthales; Diaporthaceae. Bases 245 to 1219 code for a protein of 324 amino acids. The transcript has 2 exons.